AUGGACGAACAGUACCAGUACAUUACUGUCGAACGAAGAGGAAGUGAUGGCAUAUAUGUUAUCACGCUUCGCAAGGCCCCCGAGAACCGUCUCAAUGUCGCGUGCUGUCAGGAGCUGAUACGUGCAUACCACAAUAUUCAACGAUGCCUUGGCUCGGACUCUGAAGGGGCUGUGAUCUUGCGUGGCGACAACGCAAAAUUCUUCUGCACCGGACUGGACCUAGACGAACGCGAGCGGAACAGCUUUGCAUCCAGCGAUGGAUUUUAUCCACUGCUGGCUACCAUUCUGGAUUUUCCAUUUCCCACGAUCGCAUUGAUCACAGGUCAUGUUUUCGGAGGCGCAUGUCUUCUGACACUAGCUCACGAUUAUCGAGUCAUGAACGCAAACAGAGGCUUUUGGCAAAUGCCCCCUGUCAAUGCUGGCCUCCAUCAUGACGGGAUGGGUACAUUGGUUCGGUCGAAAUUGGCACCGAAGGUGGCACGGAAAGUACUCCUCGAAGCGCACAAAUUCACCGGAAUCACCGCCCUCGACGACGGUAUCGUGGAUGCUGUGGCACACCCAGACAAAAUGUUCGAUGUCGCUCUUGAAAUAGCAGAGACAUGGAAGAGUAAAGCGAAAAUGGGCGUUUACGGUCUGCUCCGAAACGAGCUUUGGGGACAGGCAUUAUCGGCAUACCGCCAGAACAGUUACGUGCAUCACAGAGAGACAGCAAAGGAGCCAAAGGUCAAGUUGUAGAGUGCCAGUCUGUAGAGUACUAUGUAUGAAGACCCUGCGAGUCAGGCCAUCAAAGAGUACAAUACAUUGUGCCUAGCUGUUGUGAGACAUGCGGUGCGCUGAGCCG
This is a messenger RNA of Exophiala viscosa, 841 nucleotides long. Its product is annotated as ClpP/crotonase-like domain-containing protein. The record is from RefSeq and is a predicted model, not a curated record. Gene Ontology annotation, biological process: fatty acid beta-oxidation. The transcript is spliced from 3 exons. Gene Ontology annotation, molecular function: delta(3)-delta(2)-enoyl-CoA isomerase activity. Bases 1 to 735 code for a protein of 244 amino acids. NCBI's taxonomy places the organism in Eukaryota, Fungi, Ascomycota, Eurotiomycetes, Chaetothyriales, Herpotrichiellaceae. Gene Ontology annotation, cellular component: peroxisome.